CAUAAUCCAAAAAUGAUCGAAACGCCGUGCAUAUGCAAAGAAAAAAAGGAGGAUGCGGAAGGAGAGGAAAUUUCUUUCGGUCCUCGAACCGAUGACAUUUAUCGAACCUGUAAUCUUCCAACACGAUUUAUGUACCCACGUAAGUCUGUAUAAUUUAUUAACGUGACGUUUUUCAUAUUUAACAAGUGACAUGGCCUUAAUUGUACGACCAGAUCGGUUCUCCAUGCAUCAAUCGAUAUUUUCAAUCUUAUUUUAUUCUUUUACGAAAAUGUUUCUCUCAAACGUUUUAUGAAGUUCGUUGAAUUGGUUCGGAGAUUGAUUUCGCGUGUCGUGAAAACAUCUCAUUUCGCGGUAGACUACACGACAAGAAGUUCUUCGUACUAAAACGAUAACGCUCUGCUAUUAAUAAGUCAGUGUUGACGAUCGGUACGUUCGUCGAAGCUUAUCGGUAAUACAGACAUUUUUGCACAUGUCACAGAAACCUUUCACAAGAUAGGUUUUGCUUAAAAUAUACGCGAUUCCGUCACUUCAUGUAUUUUCCGUUUAAGAGAUUAACUUCGCUUCGUGAUAAAAGAAAAAAGAUGAUUUGAAACGUGUCGAAAUACAUAUAUCUACGCUCAAGUUCACUUGUGAACGUUCAUGUUUCUCAGAUACGUUUCUUUUGCCAUAAGAGUGAAGCGUGUAUCUGACGCUCUCGGAUAUUAAAAACGUCGCUUUAACAUUUUCAUUUGGAAAUCACCUGUUUAAAAUAAGAACACGUUCGUCUCUGGUUCGAAUAUUCAUUUCGCGAAACAUCGGCGUAACACUGUGAACGCUAGAUUCAAAAUUCUAUAGCGUCGUGUUUCUCGGUGUCUCGAACAAUGUGAAACGACUCUACAGGAAAAUAACUUGCCCGACGCGAAACCUCGAAUCACGAGAUUGCGGGAGACGGUGAAUAAAUGUGUCCUUUGAAAUCUCAGCCAUGCUUCCAGAACAGUGACAAAGAACAGUUUUCAUAUACGCGAAACGAACACAUAACAUUUCAUCGAUAAAAAUACAGGCAAGGUUCCCGCGAAGGGUCCUUAUCUCUCUAAAACUCCGUGGAAAUUAUGAAUUUGAAUAUCAGCUACGAAGAAACAGCUACUUUGAAUCGAUGUGCAAACGUUGAUUUCAAUAAAAUUGAAUUUCAAGAUGAAACGUUGCUAUGUAACCGUAUCAUCCGCGGACACAGAGCCACUGUUAAAGUGGGCAACAGCGGGGCGUGUGUUUAAAAUGAAUAAAACAUCCAAUUUCCGCGGAACUGAACUUCAUCGUCGAGUUAUACUGUACACGGUAUGGCUGAUAUAUUUGUCCAAUCGUAUCUGACCAACGGUAACCGUCGGGUUGUUCCCUUGGCUGCACAUCGAAACUCUGCUCUUCCACGCAUUCAGUGCGUAUCCAGCAUCUGAGCACACCAUGUGCUUCCUCUUGCUCGUUUAUCUCCUCUUAUCAGUCACCACUCAAGACGUUCGCGCGGAGGAAAUCGACUGCCAAGUUUAUAACCAUCUUUACGUUUGUCUGGCUAACGGCGUGUUGUACAGUGUCGCGUUCGAGGAUGUCAACGCGGUGCAGACGAUCGAGGACAUAGAGCUACACCUGGAGGGUCUUGGGAUCAUCGACAUAGCCAAGGACGCUUUUCUCGAAGUCAGCAACUCAUCCGCCUUGUAUAUUCGUGACAACCAGUUGUCUACAAUUUUUAGACACUAUUUCGCUGGUUUGGACCAACUGACGUAUUUGGAUCUGAAGAAUAACAGUAUAACCGAGAUAGAAGACGGUGCCUUUGCCAAAUUGUACAGUCUAGAAACGUUGCUGCUAGAUAACAAUAAUAUUACUGCGUUUCGACCUGGAAUGUGGAAGGGUCUCACCGAUCUUCGUGAAUUGUACGCCACAAAUAACAACAUUGCCUUGAAGAGAAACAUAUUCAGAGGACUUCGACACCUGGAAACCUUAGCGUUGGAUUGUAACGGGAUCACAGAGAUACCUAUUGGAGCGUUUAAUGGACUGCCUCACAUCGAUCUCCUCUAUCUGUCGAGAAACAAAAUUUCGUCCCUGCAACCCGAGGUUUUUCGUGGUCUUGGUGAAAUCAAUGAACUAGACCUGGGACGGAAUCGAUUGAAAAACGUGUCUGGAGGAAUUUUCCGACAUCUGAAAAAUUUAAAUUCUUUGUGGCUCAACGGGAAUCAAAUUGUCAUGCUGAAGGGGGACGCUUUCGAUGGAUUGGAUAAUUUGUUGCUUCUGUUCUUGAACAGCAACGAACUGCGUUUUGUGGACAUGUCCGUUUUCGUCAAGAUGAAGAACGUUACCACCGACCCAGGCUUCAAGAUAGCCGGGACGACUGUUGAUAAUGUUUCCAAAGUGCAAGGACGAUUUCGGUGCAGCAACGUCGAGUAUCAGCUGCCCUACGAGUGCACAGAGAUCGAGUCUCAAGUUCAUUAAAAUACGGUUUACAGAGUGAACAGUGUUGCUUCGAUAUAGAAACGCGAAUCUGUAUCCGAAAUGUCGUUUGACAAAUUUUUAGUUAUAUAGGAUAUGCUUGUUAAUGAUGAUUUAUGUAAAGUAUUGGAAAAUAUAGUAAUACAACGAAACAGAGACGUUACACUGCAUUUAUCUAUUUAGGGGUAAAGUGCAAGUUUAUCCGAUAAAAAUCGUUUUUCCAGGAGUGUUCAAAGGAUACCGACAGGACGAGAGUCCGCCUCCGCAUCCUUGUUACAGGAGCUCGUCGAUGGAUUACGGAUGCGACAACCAGGCCCGUGGUGGCAUGUACCGUAAUUGCUCGCUCAAUACGGAACUGGAUAAAAGCAUGGUUUAAUUUU
Bombus pyrosoma is the source of this 2831-nucleotide messenger RNA. RefSeq names its product insulin-like growth factor-binding protein complex acid labile subunit. NCBI's taxonomy places the organism in Eukaryota, Metazoa, Arthropoda, Insecta, Hymenoptera, Apidae. The transcript is spliced from 2 exons. The record is from RefSeq and is a predicted model, not a curated record. Bases 1435 to 2454 code for a protein of 339 amino acids. Gene Ontology annotation, molecular function: protein binding.